CAUUGCUAUAUAUAUAUUCUCACCUCGUCGCCCGACAUUAUUUAAUUUAAAUUUUUCCUCGUUUAAUUUGUGAUAUUCAAUUUGAUUUUGGCUCAAAAUUCAUAGAAGCUUCAGAAUUCCCUGGAAGCAUUGAAAAAAAUAAAAUAAAAUCACAGCUUGUUUCAAGAGGUUAUCUUUUUUUUCCUCCUCAAGCGAAGUUUGAAUAAAGAAGGUUUUCAAUUUUGUUACUAGCAAGAGUUAUUUAUGGCGGAAAAUCACAAGAAAGCUGCGGGUCGCCUGUGUUACCUUUGCAACCAAAGAAGGGCUGCCCUCAAAAGACCUAAAACCCUAGAGCAGAUAUGCAGGGAGUGUUUCUACGAGGUAUUCGAGGAAGAGAUUCAUCAGGUGAUUGUGAAAAACCAGCUGUUUAAGCCCGGUGAGCGGAUUGCUAUCGGUGCCUCCGGUGGAAAAGAUUCGACAGUGCUUGCUUAUGUUUUAUCCGAGUUGAAUCGUCGACACAAUUAUGGGCUGGAUCUCUUCCUCUUGUCUGUUGAUGAAGGCAUUACUGGAUAUAGGGAUGACUCCCUUGAGACGGUUAAAAGAAAUGAAAUUCAGUAUGGGCUGCCGUUAAAGAUUGUUUCCUACAAGGAUUUGUAUGGAUGGACGAUGGAUGAGAUAGUGAAGAUGAUUGGUUUAAAGAACAAUUGUACAUUUUGUGGUGUUUUUCGUAGGCAGGCCCUUGAUCGUGGCUCUGCAUUGUUGAAAGUAGACAAGCUGGUUACUGGACACAAUGCAGAUGAUAUUGCCGAAACUGUACUCUUGAAUAUAUUGCGAGGGGAUAUUGCUAGAUUGAGUAGAUGCACAUCAAUAACCACUGGGGAGGAUGGACCAAUUCCAAGAUGCAAGCCAUUUAAGUACACCUAUGAGAAGGAGAUUGUUAUGUAUGCUUAUUUCAAGAGGCUGGACUACUUCUCCACUGAAUGCAUAUAUUCACCUAAUGCAUAUCGUGGUUUUGCUCGUGAGUUCAUCAAAGAUUUGGAGAGGAUGAGACCAAGGGCGAUACUUGACAUUAUCAAAUCAGGGGAAGAUUUUAGAAUUUCCACUUCUACGAAAAUGCCGGAGCAGGGGACAUGUGAACGAUGUGGUUACAUUUCAAGCCAGAAAUGGUGUAAAGCCUGUGUUCUGCUUGAAGGACUGAAUAAGGGUUUGCCUAAGCUGGGAAUUGGACGAAGUCGAGGCCUAGAUAACGACCAUAGGAAGGAUGUGAAACAAAGUAAUGGAACAAAGAAUAUUGAGGGCAAACAAUGUGGAAGUUUGGACUUCUGAUGUAGUUGUUUCAUUUGAGUUUUGGGGAUUUCUUGCAAUUGAUUCAUGGUGUCAACGGAAAGUCACUGAAUAGAGUAUACUUGGAAGGUAAUUUCUUGAAGAGAAAUGCAUAUUUUAGAUGCCAGGGACCACAUGGUUACUGGAAUUGAUUUGAUAUUUGAGGUUAUUCAGGAGAGAUAACGUUUGCAUUUGAAGGUACAUCAGUUGACUGCUAAUACAACAAAAGAAUGAAGAAGUGAAUGGUGGAAUAUAUGUUGGCACAUGGGGGCUGAAUAAAAAGUGCACAAGCAUUUCUUCUCUUUUGGUUUGUUGAGUUAAUUAUAGAAGUAACAAACAGUGUGUGUGUGUGUGUGUGUGUGUGUGUGUGUGUGUGUGUGUGUGUGUGUGUGUUGGGGGGGGGGGGAUUUGGGAGGAGUCUUUCAUUCAACAGAUGGAACUCAUGCUGUAGUGGAAUCCAUUUCAUCAUUUCACUGAUCUUGCUUCUUGUUAAUGUUUUUUGUUCCCAGGAACGAGCCUGGGAAAAAUGUCAUUGCUUUGUAUUAGAAUUAGAAUAGCAAGGAUUGCUUAUUACAUGGAUGUGCUACUUUUGUCAAUUCCCAGCGUCUGUUUUACCAUUUCGUUUUGGCAAUGAUAGAAUAUUCCUCUUUUCAUUUUCUA
This is a messenger RNA of Populus nigra (black poplar), 1962 nucleotides long. RefSeq names its product cytoplasmic tRNA 2-thiolation protein 1. Gene Ontology annotation, cellular component: mitochondrion; cytosolic tRNA wobble base thiouridylase complex. The record is from RefSeq and is a predicted model, not a curated record. NCBI's taxonomy places the organism in Eukaryota, Viridiplantae, Streptophyta, Magnoliopsida, Malpighiales, Salicaceae. Gene Ontology annotation, biological process: tRNA wobble position uridine thiolation. The coding region runs from base 244 to 1305 and encodes 353 amino acids. The transcript has 10 exons. Gene Ontology annotation, molecular function: tRNA binding.